Molecule: messenger RNA, 3846 nt
Organism: Micropterus salmoides (largemouth bass)
Lineage: Eukaryota; Metazoa; Chordata; Actinopteri; Centrarchiformes; Centrarchidae
Gene: lgi1b
Product: leucine-rich, glioma inactivated 1b
Exons: 10
Coding region: 546-2189 (547 amino acids)
Biological process (GO): myelination
Molecular function (GO): protein binding
Source: RefSeq, a predicted model, not a curated record
CACCUUGGGGCCCUGCCCCCGCUCCUUCAGCUCUCCCUUUCUUCCCUUCCCUUUCUCUCUCACAGGAUCUCUUGUUUUUCUUUUUCUUCCAUUCAUGACCUCAGCAUUGAGUCUACAAGACAACUUCUUUGUAAGCAGCUGUCUGAUAAGGAAUAGCCUAGACAAACACAUUUAGCAGCGUGUUUCAUUUUAGGGGUGGGUUUCCGAUAAUUCCUUUUCAUGACAAAAAAAAAAUCUGAGGCUGUUCUCUUGUUCUCCUGUCCUGUCUGUCCCGCAUUUGCAAUCCUGCGCCUUGCAGAACGAAUCCUCUGGACUGGUGCCUUCCUAUUGAGACGCAAGAAGCAUAGACCCAAGGCUGCUUCCGAGCGCAGCGGCACCCGCUUCUAUAUCAUUAAAACAAACAAAACAGAAAGAUUUGUAUUUUUUUUUAAUCCAGAAACACUUAACAUUGUCUUUUAAACCCGGGGUUUACAAAUUCUGGAGGAUUUUGCCGAGAAGUUGCAUGUGCAGGAGUGAUAGGGAAGUACUCGAUCGGGACAGAAGGAAUGGGAUACCCGGGCAGAGAAGUGAGAGGAUGGAGAGGAUGGACGCUCCUGAUUUGGGUCGGCGUUGUCGGCUUGGUUUUAGCAGACGGGCGGAGAGUGAGGCAGCCCAGAUGCCCCGCUGGAUGCACCUGCACCAAAGAUAAUGCCCUGUGUGAGAAUGUCCGAUCCGUGCCUCACACUUUCCCAUCCGACGUCGUUUCACUAUCUUUUGUCAAGUCUGGAUUUAAUGAAAUCACAGGAGGAAGCUUUGUUCACACGCCUGCCCUGCAACUACUAUUGUUCACAGCAAAUUCAUUUGACCUAAUUGAUGAGGACGCGUUCCUGGGUUUACCCCAUCUUGAAUACCUAUUUAUUGAAAAUAACAAAAUUGCAUCGAUAUCCCCAUAUGCUUUCCGGGGCCUGAAAGCACUGAUACAUCUGAGUCUGGCUUACAACAACCUUGAGACGCUGCCCAAAGAUGUAUUCAAGGGCAUGGACGCACUGACCAAAGUGGAUCUACGGGGCAACAACCUGAUAUGCGACUGCAAGCUCAAGUGGUUGGUGGAGUGGAUGCAUCACACUAAUGCCACCCUGGACGAGAUCUACUGCAGCGGGCCACCCAUUCACCAGGGCAGGAAGCUCAAUGACCUGCUGCCACACUCUUUUGACUGCAUCACAGCGGAGUUUGCCUCAUAUCAGUCGCUGAAGUUUGAGUCUAUUUCGGUGGAGGCCUUCACCUUUGGUAAAGACCAGUAUGUUGUGUUUGCCCAACCGUUUGCUGGGACGUGCAGCUUCCUGGAAUGGGAUCAUGUUGAGAUGACCUUCAGAACCUAUGACACCAUUGAAAGCACCUCCACUGUGGUCUGCAAGCCCAUGGUGAUUGACAACCACCUCUUUGUCAUUGUGGCCCAGUUGUUUGGGGGCUCGCACAUUUACAAACGUGACACCUCUGCCAACAAGUUCAUCAAGAUCCAGGACAUUGACAUCCUGAAGAUUCGCAAACCUAACGACAUCGAGACGUUCAUGAUUGACGGAGAGUCGUUCUUCGUCAUCGCUGACAGCUCAAAGGCCGGCUCCACCACCGUGUACAAAUGGAACGGCAAUGGCUUCUACUCCCACCAGUCACUCCACCCGUGGUACCGCGACACAGAUGUCGAAUAUUUGGAGAUCUCCAACAAACCCCACCUGAUCUUGUCCAGCAGCUCCCAGAGGCCUGUUGUCUACCAGUGGAACCGGAGCAAGAAACAGUUUGACCGCAGGACUGACAUACCGGAUAUGGAGGACGUCUUCUCCGUCAAACACUUUCGUGUCAGAGGUGAGCUGUUUAUAUGCCUGACAAGAUUCAUCGGGGACUCCAAGGUGAUGCGCUGGGAUGGCGCCAUGUUCAAGGAGGUCCAGACAUUUCCUUCCCGUGGCUCUAUGGUGUUCCAGCCUGUCUCCAUUGGCAACUGGCAGUAUGCCAUUUUGGGCAGCGAUUAUUCACUGACACAGGUCUACCAAUGGGACACCAAUAGGGGCCAGUUUGUCCCAUCUCAGGAGCUGAAUGUCCAGGCACCUCGUUCAUUUUCUCCAGUUUCCAUUGACGACCGGGUGUUCCUGCUCGCAUCCAGCUUCAAGGGGAAAACUCAGAUAUACGAGCACCUCAUGAUCGAUUUGAGUAAUUAAACCCCUCGACAGUUUGGGACAAAUUAUCUACACUACCAUUCAAAUACUUUCUUCUGUGAUAACUUGUCAGUCUCAUUAGAAUCCACCAGCAAUCUCCAGCUACGUUUGAACAAAAGGAAGUUUCAAGCAGAAGGUCAAAUUAUCUAAAGAGAUGUUUCAAAUACAAUCCAGGACCUUUAGGUUAGGUUAGGUUAGGUCAAGUCAGGUCAGGUUAGGCUAGGUUAGGUUGAGAUUAAGUGGUUGAAAUUCUUACACUGGUUAUGAUCACUGAGUUUGACAAUAUAUUCUACACGGCCCCUGAUACCUAUGUUUGGCAACCUGCUUUAACUACUUAAUUCUGAUAAACCCUUUGUAUUUUCAUAUUGAUUCCUUAGGGAAUGCCUUAUUCUCCAUUUAAAAAAAGAGCUUAAAUACACUCAAUGUGCGAACUGACUAUCUUUCAGGAAAAACAAGCUAUCAAAUCACUGCUUCUGUCUGCAGGUGUACUGGCAGGAUUAAACUCCAUACUGUGUUUUUUGUUUCUAUCGUAGGAAUUUGAUUUUUAAAGAUUCAGGAGUUUGGUCGUGCUUAUGACUUAUACAAUGAUAGGUAAAUAGGGAAGUAUUCUUGAGGGGCAGGGGCAAAAUGUGUUCAGACUGAAGCGUAGUUUUCUAGAAAAACUACAGGGACAAGAGACAUUGUCUUCACUUUAUCUUUAAUUAAACAAAGCACUCUGAAGUCAGAGAAUUGACUUCAGAGCAGAAUAUAAUUACAAGACAUUAUUUAAAGUGGAAUCUAAUCCAAGUUUAUGACAGUGCAACAGCCGCAACACCAUAGUUUGCAACGUUAGGGGUAGUUUGUUGCUAUAAGACUGGAGCUGGAAAAUAAGACUAGCUUCCAACCAAAUGCGGGUAAAAUGACUACUAAUUGCUUAGAGUUGAGUCCAUUCUACUUGUUUUCCAUCAGUCUAUUGUAGCUACUUUACACUGACCAUAAUAUAUGAAAUGAAGGAUACACUAAACACUGUGAGAAACUGAGGUUUUAAAAAAAAAAAAACCCAUCUCCAUCCUGUCUACUCUAUGGCCAUCAGUUAAGCAAGACUGUACGUAUGAUACAGACACUCAUAGUGUCGAUCCCUGAUGAAUGACUCGCUAGAAGCAUCCCACUGUGCCACCUGGCCCUCCCUCUUUCACUGCACUCUUGCCCCUUUUCUCCCUCAUUGACAAAACCAUUGUUGUCUUUACUCCGCAACUAAAAAGCCAACCACUGUGCAGCACCUAGUACCUGUGCUUUCACACGGUCCUCUUAUUCUGACACAAAGGAGCCAGAAGUCAGAUAACAAUUAACCACUUCACUGACAACUAUUUGCCAAAUAUAAUGUUUACGUUUUUACAACGCUGUGUAAAGUAAUUUAUAUGAUAUCGCUUUUUUACGUAGAGGGGGACCACACUCAGUGUUUUAUUUUUCAUAGAUAUAGAAUUUAAUGUAGAUAUAAAAAAAACAAAAACAAGGACGACUUCCUUUAAUGCUGUGUGACAGAUGCUUCAGCAAAACAGUAUAGGCUUACUUGUGUCAGUCUCGUCUAGUUAGGUAAGGAUCGAGGAUUUUAGCAAUUCCUUUGUCAUCUUGCUCAUUGUGUUUUAUGGACAGUAUUAAUAAAAUACUAAAAUGCUAAAUC